GGCUUUCUCAAAGAUCACCCGCUCCUUUGGCUGAUGAAUCUCGUGUCUAUGGAAGGAAUGAUGAUAAGGAGAAAAUCAUGAAGCUAUUGCUUCCCGAUAGUGGUAGUAGUAGCGAGAACAAGAUAUCUGUGAUUCCCGUUGUGGGCAUGGGUGGCAUCGGCAAGACCACCCUUGCUCAGCUAGUAUAUGAAGAUAUAAGUGUGAAGAGUCAAUUUGAUAUCAGGUCGUGGGUUACUGUUUCUGAUGAAUCUGAGAUUUCUGUAAUAGCGAAACAAAUUCUUCAAGAGAUUACCUCGCAAAAAUGUGAAACUGAGGGCCUCUAUCAACUUCAAUGCAAGUUAAAGGAGUCAUUGAGCGGCAAGAGGUUUCUCUUUGUUCUGGAUGAUGUAUGGACCGAGAACUAUGAGCAUUGGGAGGCCUUACUGAGUUCUUUCCAGUCCGGAGCCAAUGGAAGCGGGAUCAUUGUGACGACACGUAGUGAUAUCGUCGCAAAGAAGAUGGGAAAUGUGCCUACACAUCACCUUGGGGAGGUAUCUGAUGAUGAUUGUUGGAAGUUGUUUGAGGAGCAUGUGUUUAUUAAUGGUGCAAGGUCAGAGGCGCAUCAAGAACUACAUGCAAUUGGCAGAGAUAUUGUCAAAAAGUGCAAAGGUGUUCCUUUAGCGAGGAAUGGAGAGAGAUACUCAAUAGAGACAUAUGGGAGUUGCAGUUGCAAGAAAAUCAGAGUAACAACAUUUUGCCUUCUCUGUGGUUGA
Molecule: messenger RNA, 752 nt
Organism: Morus notabilis
Lineage: Eukaryota; Viridiplantae; Streptophyta; Magnoliopsida; Rosales; Moraceae
Product: putative disease resistance RPP13-like protein 1
Exons: 2
Biological process (GO): defense response to other organism
Molecular function (GO): ADP binding
Source: RefSeq, a predicted model, not a curated record